Messenger RNA from Anopheles marshallii, 2019 nucleotides. RefSeq names its product inositol-trisphosphate 3-kinase B-like. The record is from RefSeq and is a predicted model, not a curated record. Gene Ontology annotation, cellular component: nucleus; cytoplasm. The transcript is spliced from 7 exons. The coding region runs from base 1 to 2019 and encodes 672 amino acids. NCBI's taxonomy places the organism in Eukaryota, Metazoa, Arthropoda, Insecta, Diptera, Culicidae. Gene Ontology annotation, molecular function: inositol-1,4,5-trisphosphate 3-kinase activity; inositol tetrakisphosphate kinase activity. Gene Ontology annotation, biological process: inositol phosphate biosynthetic process.
AUGCCUAUCUGCACGCUACCGACGGUGACCAUUUACGAGGACUUUGAUAAGCUUAGCGCCAAGGAAGUGUACUUCACGGAGUCGGGCGAUAAGGUGACGGUCAAGCUGUUGCACUUUCCCAACCUCAGCCCCGAAGAGCAGGACCAUCUGAAGACCAUGUCGGACAGCGGUGACGAGCAUGAUGCGGGGAAUGGGGGUUCCGCCGGUGCAGGAUCGUCCAGCGAAACGGUACCGCGCAGUCGGAAGAAAUCCUUCACCCGCAAACUUUCGAACGAUGCCCGCAAAUUUUCGGCACUUACCAGUCGCAAGAAUUCGAAGGACGCUGAUCUGACCGCACAGAACAUUGCCCCAAAUCUCGCGCCGAAUCAGCAUAUGGGCGGACAGCAUCACCAUCAUCAUCAUCACUAUCAUCACCACCACCAUCAAUAUCAGCAGCAACAGCCACCGAAGGCACAUCAGAACAGCGGGGCAUACCACCAACAUUAUCAGCAGUCGCUUCAGCAGCGGCACCGAACGCAGAGUUCGUCUCAUUCGCAACACCACUAUCAAAAUCAGCUGCCAAUACUGCAGCAUCCGGCGGCAGAUGCCGGAAUUGGUGGCCGGUCAGAGCAUGUGGGUGGUGGUGGCAGUGGCUCGUUGCGUUACCGGAUGGGUGCGAAUCGGUCACCCUCACCACGCCAGUCCGCCAGUCUCUGUCCGGGGUACGAGCAGUACCAGAUGUCACUGCUGGAGGUACCGAUGCCACGUGAUUAUGGCGAUGCAUCGAGUGAUGAUUUGAGCUCCGAAUGGGACUCGGACGUCCCGGACGUUCGACAUGAAUCUGGAGCGAAGCCUUCUGGAUGGCGCAAGUUGCGUAACAUCGUGCAAUGGACACCCUUCUUUCAGACGUACAAAAAGCAACGUUACCCGUGGGUGCAGUUAGCCGGACAUCAAGGAAACUUCAAAGCUGGACCAGACCAAGGAACGGUACUCAAGAAGCUAUGUCCCAAAGAGGAAAAAUGUUUUAAGGUCCUGAUGAAGGAUGUCUUGAGACCUUACGUUCCCGAGUAUAAGGGACAAGUGAACAGUGAGGAUGGAGAAUCAACGUAUAUACAGCUGCAGGAUUUACUCAGUGACUUCUACCAACCGUGUGUCAUGGACUGUAAAAUAGGCGUCAGAACCUACCUGGAGGAGGAACUGUCGAAAGCCAAAGAGAAGCCGAAACUUCGAAAAGAUAUGUAUGAAAAAAUGAUACAAAUUGAUCAAAAUGCCCCCACCGAUGAAGAGCACCGUGCUAAAGGUGUCACAAAGCCACGCUACAUGGUGUGGAGGGAAACCAUUUCCAGUACGUCUACGCUCGGAUUUCGAAUAGAGGGUAUUAAAAAGAGUGAUGGAACCAGCUCGAAAGAUUUCAAAACGACAAAAUCGCGUGAUCAGAUCUGUGAAGCGUUCCGUGAAUUCGCCGACGGGUUUCCUCAUUCAAUGCCGAAAUACAUCCAGCGGUUAAAGGCGAUCCGGGCGACGCUGGAAUAUUCGGAGUUCUUCAAAAGCCACGAAGUGAUAGGCAGCUCAUUGCUGUUCGUCCACGAUCGGCACAAGGCAAGCGUCUGGUUGAUUGAUUUUGCCAAAACGGUCGCACUGCCGGAGAGCGUGGCAAUUACGCAUGACAGCAAGUGGAAGGUGGGCAACCACGAGGAUGGAUACCUGAUCGGGAUCAACAACCUAAUAGACAUCUUCAGCGAGGUGCACGAUCGUCAAACAGUGCAAUCGCUCACGGAGCGAAUACCUAGGCUUUCGUUGCCCGACGACAGCAACGGUAUCGAUGAGGACUUGCAGCGCCACGACGGAUGUAAUCUAAAUGAAGAGAUCUCACCUACCACUUUGCCCGCCGUUUCCAGCCGAUGUGGCGAUAAAAUCAGCUGCGUCAAUAACAACAACAAUUACGACUGCAAACCAGAUGACCAACAUCUGCAGUCGGUGGGUGGCAACGCUUCGGACAGCACGGGUUUGUGUGACUAUGUUGGCUCCAAUUCGGGCUGA